AUGUGGUGCAGACUGCGAAAUGGCGCAUUCGCCCGCCCGUUGCGAUGCUAUUCCGCUCCGUCUAGACAUGGUCCUCUACAGGGAAUCCGCAUUCUUGACUUGACUCGAGUUCUAGCUGGCCCCUUCUGUACCCAGAUUCUAGCAGACUACGGCGCCGACGUGAUCAAAGUCGAGCACCCCAAAGGAGGAGACGACACGCGAUUAUGGCGCGAGGAAGGCGAAGAGAAGGUCUGGAAGCCAGGUACAAAGAACACGUCGCUGUACUUCAACGGGAUCAACCGCAACAAGCGGUCCAUCGCGGUGAACCUCAAACACGAGGCUGGCCGGAGCAUCAUCCUCGACCUUGUCAAGGACGUAGAUGUAGUAGUCGAUAACUUCAUCCCGGGGAAGCUGGAGGAACUGGGACUGGGCUACAAGGUCUUUGCAGAGACAAACCCGUCUAUCAUCCAUGCCAGUAUAUCAGGAUACGGAGCGACAGGCCCCUUCGCCCAACGCGCAGGGUACGACGCAAUCGCCGCCGCCGAGGCAGGUCUUCUGCACAUAACCGGCGAGCCAGAUGGACCGCCAACAAAGCCUGGCGUCGGGCUAAUGGACAUGGCGACUGGGCUAUACCUUCACGGCGCGAUAUGCGCGGCUCUAGUGUCCAAGGCACGAACGGGAAAGGCGCAGAAGAUCGACGCGUCGCUGUUCGAAACGACCAUCUCGAUAUUAAACAAUGUCGGCAUGUCCUGGCUGAAUCUGGCGAAAAAGGGACAACGCUGGGGAACGGCUCAUGCUACCAUUGUUCCUUACCGGGUGUUCAAGACGAAGGAUUCGGAGCUUAUGCUUGGGGCAGUUAAUAACCGGCAGUUCCGGGUGUUAUGUGCGAGAUUGGAAGAUGAGAGUAUUGCUGAUGAUCCUCGGUUUGUAGACAACGAUGUGAGGGUAAGAAAUCGUGAUGUACUGAAUGAGAUACUGCUGGACUGCUUCGCGAAAAAGUCGACAGAUGAGUGGAUGAAGGUCUUCGAAGGCAGUGGGAUGCCUCAUGGGCCGGUUAAUACGAUCGAGCAGGCUUUCGAGCAUCCGCAGACAAAAGCACGAGGGAUGGUGCAAACUAUCCAGCACUCUGAUGCAGAGGAUGGGAGGAUUCAUGUUCCAGGGGUGCCUGUCAAAAUCGAUAACUCUCAAUCAACCAGGGCCACCCAGCCACCAGGGCUUGGGGAACAUACCGACGAUAUUCUCGCAGAGAUGGGGCGUUCUGAAUCGGAAGUCAAGAGUCUUCGUGCGCAGGGAGCUAUAUAG
Molecule: messenger RNA, 1281 nt
Organism: Aspergillus puulaauensis
Lineage: Eukaryota; Fungi; Ascomycota; Eurotiomycetes; Eurotiales; Aspergillaceae
Product: CaiB/BaiF CoA transferase family protein
Exons: 6
Coding region: 1-1281 (426 amino acids)
Molecular function (GO): catalytic activity
Source: RefSeq, a predicted model, not a curated record